CUUUAGUCAUCGUCGCUCUGUCAUCGUGAUCGGGACAAUAUUUGCGCGCUAACGGCCGCAUGUGCUUAAGCUAUUUUCAAUAUAACUCUUUUUGUUGUUGUGCGAUUUUGUAAUUUUUAAUUUUCUUACCACGUUAAGUGCGACGUCAUCGAAUCGCCAUUUAUCGCUGCUUAAAUAGACAUUGCUCGAGCACGCUUUGGCAUGCCGAGGCAAAAGUUAUUUUCUUAGUGCUUUUUAUAGCCGAAUAAGUGGUAUUUUUGGCCAUGUUUAACGCACACGACAAUGGCGCCUGCGCAGCUGCCACACCUUCACCGACAACGCAGCCAGCUUAUGAAUUUAGCCAGCCACGGCUGAAGUGUGGGGAGGUUUUCGUUUGGGACUGCGUCGGUGAACUCUUCGCUAUCGAAUGUCAGCUCUGCGAGGAACGACCGAUCUGUACGCUUUCCGAGUUUGCAGAGCACAUGGAUAUCUGGCACUACGAUUGGACAGCGGAGGCGUAUGCCUCACUACCAGAUUCAACGACGCAAGAACGCUGUGGAACUUGGACCACUCAAUGGACGGCUAUGGAGGAGCAAACAGACUCGGCGAGCGAAGUCGAUAAUUUUGGAUCAGAAGCUGAAAUAGAUGCAGAGAUACAAGACACUUUUAUGGAAGCGACAGCUUUGGCUGAAAGCGUGCCGAGGCACGCGACAACGAUUUCCGAUAGCAGUGAAAACGUAGCCAUAUCCGUCGCUUGCGACAACAACUCAAGCUCGUUUGCGCCGUUCGAAGUGAUAGCGCGCGCUUCUACUGCUGUACGCUUAAUCGAUAGUGGAGUUGCAAGUAAUUUGUGUGCGGAAGAAAAGACGCUUCGCGGUGCUGAAGACAUGUAUGUGAAGUGUGCGAGCGCAAGUACAAUGACUGCCGACGUACAAAAACAGGUUGAGAAUCCCGCCCGGCAACGUAGUAAAACUGAGAAGUUAAUCGAAAUCUAUGAGAAAUAUCCCGAGCUCUGGCGUAAACAACAACGCAGCGAACUUAAACCUGAGGAGCAAGCGGAAGCAUAUCGCAGCAUCAGCCUUGAACUAAAGCAACAUGGAAUAAACCUCGGAGCGGCAGCGGUAAAACAUCGGCUGGCGGUGCUACGAAAACGUUACCGCCUCGAGAAACUCGAAGAGCUGAGAAGCAUGCUGGAAGGCCGGUCAUCUGAGAGAUGCUUUGAGUUUUAUGCGCACCUAUCAUUCUUGAAAGAACACAUCGAGCCACAGUUUUGUGGAAUUUGCAAACGAAUUUGCAAAGAUGCGACUGAAUGCUGCAAAAGUUCAGAACAAGAGACAGGCUCCAUAGAUAGCGGUACAAUAGAAGAAAGUGGAGAAAAAAUGGAGUACUGCUUACUGCCGAUACAAUUGAACGGCAGUGAAUUACAGAAAGAAGACGUUGUAGGGACUGAUGACGUUAACGGGUUUACACAGUGCGUGAGUUCUGCGGAUGGAGUUUCCGCAGAGAUUAUAGACAAUCAGGUUGACGUAAAUUCAACUGCAAGCGAGUCCCAGCACUGUGGUGGUGAUUUAGCAGCUGAAACAUCAAUCGCCUCGGAGCCGGCGACCGCGCAGUCAGAGACGAAAUCUUUCAAGCAAAAAAAUGCACUCAGCAAACGUAGAAAUGCAGAGUACGAUUCAAAUGUGGAGAAGAGAGUUUUACGGAGAAGAAACGAGGGAGGCAAGGUAGAAAUUUUGGAAGUAAUAGAGCUGCAGCCGGUGUUCGAUCUAAACACACAAGAACCGGAAGUAAGCACCUCUACCGUUGAUGCCAGUGCAGUAGAAACGAUGCCCAAGAACAAUGCUACAACUGUGGCUGACGAAAACGUGGCUUCGGAGGAGUAUGACUCUUCGAAUGGUGACUCGGGAAUUUUACAAGAUUGCGACGAGCGAAAUGAGGCCGGGACCACUGAAAAUACAGAAAAAGCUAAAGGCGAAUCUUUUGCGCGGCUCACGACCGAACAGACGCGUAAAUUAAUUCAGCUCUACGCGGAGCACCCGAUUCUUUGGAACUCCUCACAUAGGGACUUUAACGCGCGUGAGCGGCGCCGCAACGCUUGGCGGAAAUUGACCGCACAGCUGAAUGAGCACUUUCAAAUGCACUACACCUGGACAACGGUUCAUCGCAAAGUGCACGACUACGUCAAGUAUUACAGACGUGAGCGAACGCGUAUCGAGUCGGAGGGCGGCAGUACGCGUUGGUGUUUCUACGAUGACUUCGCCUAUCUAGCGCCGAUGCUUGCGGAACACGCCAACGAUCCGUCGAAGCAGCUGCUGAGCAAGCAACAAAAUCUGAAAAUCAUAGAGGUAUAUGCCGAGCAUCCGCAGUUGUGGGACAUCAAUAAUGCGCAAUUCAAGCGACGCCGCUUGCGCCAAGGGCUUUUCAAGUCGAUGAGCGACAAGCUACGCGACGCGCACAACAUCAACAUUUCGGCGCUCAAACUCAAGCAACGUAUAGUCGAAUUCCGUUGCACCUAUCGGCUGGAGAAGGAGCGCCGCUUCACCUCCGAGGAGCAGGGAGAAAUAUACACGCCCAGGUACGAGUACUACGAUCUACUCAAAUUCCUCGACCCGCAUGUGGCGCCAUUCGUUUGCGAGAAAUGCGGCGCGCAAUAUAAAAAACACACCGAAAUCGAGCGCCACAUGUGGCAAGAGCACAACAACAAGCGUCGCAAAGCCAAAGCAAAGCGCGCACCGCUAACAGCACCCGAAAAGAAAGCCGCCGCGCUUGCCAACGUCUGCCACAUCUGCGGCAUGAGCUUCACCAUGCGGCGCAAUCUCAGGUGCCAUCUCCAGCGGCACACCAAUCAGCGACCGCACGCAUGUACGCAAUGUCCGAAAAAGUUCUUCGACGCCGCCACGUUGCGCCUUCACGAGCGCUCGCACACCAAGAUCCGGCCGUUCAUCUGCGAGCAAUGCGGCGCCAGUUACGUCAGCGGCAGCAAACUAAAUCAGCACAUCAAACGGCACAGCAAUAAGCGCGAUCAUGCCUGCGAGCUGUGCGGCAAGGCCUUCUACUCGGCCUUCGAGUGUGAUCGGCACAUGCGCACACACAUGAAUAUACGUGAGAAGGUGUGCACCAUUUGCGGCAAGGAUUUCAGUGUCGGCUCCAGUUACUAUGCGCACAUGCUGCUGCACUCGGGUGUGAAGCGGUACAAGUGUAAUAUGUGCUGUCAGCAAUUUGCGCAAUUCGCUGGAUUGUAUAAGCAUCGCAAGCGCUAUCACCCAGCUGAGUUUGUGAAGGAGAGGGCGGAGAAGAUGAUAGAGCGUGCAGCAUCCGGAGCAGGAGCGGGUGAGGGCGCCGGUAUAGAGGGGGAAGAGGAGAAUAAAGACGUUGCAUGAGAUACCGGGAAACAUUAAAGAACCACUGCCGCAGCGGCGAUUCAAAACAGAACUAAAUUUUAUAGCUAAGUGAAAUAUACAUUGAUAUUACAACAGCAAAGAGAACUAUUUGAAAGAUUAUGAAAAUACUUCGAAGAAAGACAUCACCUCCAGUAACGCUAGCAGCGCCAAGAUUUUUGAAAAUUUAAAUGCUGAGCUUAAAUUGGUAACGAUUUCCUAAUAUACAUUUCAUCUUGAAUUUCACGGCUUGAAGUACACAAGAUAAUGCAAAUAUUACAUAAGAAAAUACAAAAUUAUAAAUGGUGAACUAAAUACCCCGUAAUGUUGUUCAUAAAUCCCUAUACUACUGAAAUAGUCAACCAAAAGAAGUCAAACUUACCAGUGAA
Rhagoletis zephyria (snowberry fruit fly) is the source of this 3745-nucleotide messenger RNA. RefSeq lists its product as uncharacterized. NCBI's taxonomy places the organism in Eukaryota, Metazoa, Arthropoda, Insecta, Diptera, Tephritidae. Gene Ontology annotation, biological process: regulation of DNA-templated transcription. The record is from RefSeq and is a predicted model, not a curated record. Gene Ontology annotation, molecular function: RNA polymerase II cis-regulatory region sequence-specific DNA binding; DNA-binding transcription factor activity, RNA polymerase II-specific. Gene Ontology annotation, cellular component: nucleus.